AUGCAUUGUGGCAUAUCGUUCUCACUGCCUUUCACACCAGACCCUGUAUAUUGGGAAUGUGGACGGGUAACCAAAGAUGAUUGUGAAGUGGGACUUUUACUGGAAAGUGACAGCGAACAGAUACCACUGUUGCAUGGUAGCUACAGUACGUGUCACAACUGCUUAACAAAGCGUUACGCAAAUCCAGUGGCAGUUCAGGUAACACCACAUUCAAGGACCGGGCGAAAGGAAACAUUCAAGGGAAUGUCUACGCAAGCAGCGCACAGUACUCACAUCACUGUCGAUGAUGAAAAUCUGUAUCUGUGGGGAUAUAAAACAAAUAAAAUAAAAACGGCAUUAACGUGGAUAAUUACAGUACUUACUUUGGGCACAUUUCGUUUAUUACUGUACUGGUACCCGAGGUGGUGGGUAAAAUGCACUGCUUCAGGAUGUUCUCUCAGUACAGCAGACUGCCUUUUGAUUCAGAAUGCGAAUAUGGAUGUUGCCUUUCGCCCGGUACUUUGUAUAGUUAGUGAUAGUGUUGUGCAAAUGGGUUUGCCUGUAAGCGGUUUUCGAAUGGUUGAUGUAAGCACGUUGAGAUAUUUCACUUUUAAAAAACUUACCCAUCUUUGGUAUCCUGACGAGAACCGAUUCAUUUCGACUGAUUCACUAGAUGUUGAUAUUGACUUUCACCGCUUUCACGUUUUGGCAGAAAAAGGUCUAAGUAGCGAUGAUAUUGCUAAACGUUUGGCAGUUUAUGGAAAGAAUAUAAUUGACAUAAACCUCAAGCCACUGCAUGUUCUCCUAUUCCGUGAAGUUUUAUCUCCUUUCUAUAUAUUCCAGUUGUUUAGCGUUGCGGUUUGGUUUUCGGAUCAUUAUGAGAUAUAUGCGAGCGUUAUUGUUGCCAUGUCUUUGUUUUCCAUAGCGAUGGAUUUAUAUCAAACCAGAAAGCAAGAAAGGAAGUUACGAAGUAUGGUUCAUUCUUCGGCUUUCGUACAGGUACUUAGAAAUGGUGAAAAUCCAAUGAAAAUAAGUAGCGAAGAAUUGUUACCUGGUGACGUCAUUUUAAUUCCUCCCAAUGGAUGUAAUAUGCAAUGUGAUGCUGUACUCAUUAAUGGCACAGUAAUUGUAAAUGAAUCAAUGUUGACGGGAGAAUCGGUUCCUGUAACUAAGGCCGCCUUACCAGAUACUGAUGACGAAUCCUCAGUUUUCUCGUUAAAGAAACAUUCCAGGCAUACAUUGUUUUGUGGUACCCAAGUACUCCAGACACGUUAUUAUGCGGGGAAAAGUGUGAAGGCAGUGGUUCUUCGAACUGCUUAUACAACGUUGAAAGGUCAACUAGUACGCUCAAUAAUGUAUCCAAAGCCUGUAGACUUGCGUUUUACAAGCGAUCUUUUCAAAUUUAUUGGUUUUCUCGGAUGUAUUGCCUUUUGUGGCUUUUCAUAUACCAUUGUGACUAUGAUUCUUCGGGGUACAGAUGUAAGGGCAGUUAUCGUACGUGCACUGGAUAUUAUCACUGUAGUUAUACCUCCUGCUUUACCUGCUGCGAUGAGUGUUGGAAUAUUGGCAUCACAGAUGCGUCUCCAUCGAAAAGAUAUUUAUUGUAUUGCUCCUUCAACCAUUAAUACUUGUGGUGCGAUUAAUGUUGUUUGUUUCGACAAAACGGGAACUUUAACCGAGGAUGGUUUGGAUUUUCAUUCCGUUUGUCCCGUUGUGCAAAGCAACAAUAAGGAACCAUUGUUUCGGCAUGAGUUUCCGUCAUUGAAUGUCAAAGAGAUGUGGAACUACCGCAAACUUGUCGAAGCAGUAUCUACAUGCCACAGUUUGACAUGCAUAAACGGUCUUCUCUGUGGUGAUCCGCUUGAUUUGAUUCUCUUUAAAAACACUACUUGGACACUGGAUGAAACCAUGAAUUCAAGGAUUGAAGAAACCGCUCGAUUUGACAUCUUGGCUCCACCGGUUGUGCGGAGUGUUCCGGGUGCAUGUGGCUGCGAUCGUGAAAUAGAACUUGCUAUUUUGAGGCAGUUUACUUUUAGUUCUUCAUUACAACGGAUGUCCGUCAUUGUGCAUGAUCCAGAGGACGAGUCACAUGAUAUGACUUUGUAUUGCAAAGGUGCUCCGGAAAUGAUAGCUUCACUUUGUCAACCGUCUAGUAUUCCUGCCAACUAUAGCAAUGUCGUGAAUGACUACGCACAACAUGGGUAUCGAUUGAUUGCAGUUGCCUAUAAAAAGUUGCAUAUCAGCUUCCCUAAAUCGCAGAGGGUGAACAGAGAACAAGUGGAAAAUGACUUGACAUUGCUGGGUCUAGUGACAAUGGAAAAUCGAUUGAAGGCUCAGACAGUAGGUGUUAUUCAUCAGCUGAAUAAAGCUCAUAUUCGGACUGUCAUGGUCACUGGCGAUAACAUACUCACAGCGCUUAGUGUUGCUCGUGAAUGUGGGAUUAUACAGCCUGUAAAGAAAGCGUAUAUUGUCGAAUGUGGUAAUCGUGACUCACCAAACUCGAGAAUCCCUCUCUUGCUGAAACAGGCUGCUUCUUCGUCGGAAGAUCUUCUGGAUGAUUCCUCAUCAGUUUAUGACAUGGAAUCGAGAAGUUUUAUAGAUCCUGCAUAUCAACUUUCAGUAUCUGGUCCAACAUUUGAAGUUAUUUCUCGUGAAUACCCUGAGUUGCUGCUUAAAUUUGUAACUGUUUGUGAUGUUUUUGCACGAAUGUCACCUGAACAGAAACAGAUGGUAGUAAACAAACUUCAAGAAGUUGAAUACACCGUGGCAAUGUGUGGUGAUGGUGCCAACGACUGUGCUGCUUUGAAAGCAGCUCACGCUGGUAUAUCGUUGUCUGAAGCAGAAGCUUCAAUUGCAGCUCCAUUCACUUCGCGCAUACCUGAUAUUCGUUGCGUUCCGAUGAUUAUUCGUGAAGGCCGAGCUGCUCUGGUAACUUCGUUUGGAAUUUUCAAAUAUAUGGCAAGCUACUCUUUAACUCAGUUUAUUUCGGUCGUUUUGCUUUAUUGGCUUGCUACAAAUCUUACAGAUUUUCAGUUUCUUUUUAUCGAUUUAUUCCUGGUGACAACAGUGGCUGCAUGUUUCGGAUACACUCCACCAUGUCAGAAGCUUGCCGCUUUUCCACCACCAACGAAAUUACUUUCUUUUGCAUCACUACUUUCAAUCGUGGGGCAGCUGUUAAUUGUUUUCGUUUUUCAGUUGUCUGUUUUCAUAUAUACUUCAGCGCAGCCGUGGUUUGUGCCUUACUCAACUCCAUUUGGAAUUUCUGUUGAAGAUAAAAGAAGUAUGCAGGGAACUGCUGUGUUUUGUUUGUCCUGUUUCCAAUAUUUAACUUUGGCAGUCAUUUAUAGCAGAGGACCUCCAUAUCGUAAAACGAUUUUUAGUAACACUUCUCUUUGUACCUGCCUUGUGAUAUUAAUUUCUAUCUGUGUGUGGCUCACGAUUAAUCCACCGUAUUUUGUGGCCAGACAUAUGCAAUACGACCCACUUCCAGAGCUUGGUUAUCGGAUUUUUAUACUUGUUGUUGCUUUCAACUACAUUUUAUGCGCCUACUUGUAUGAAACAGGAGUUAUCGAGUACCUGAUUCUUACUCUCCGUGAAAAGUGGCGUAAGAAGCACUCUGUUGAGACAGAUGCAGAUAUGCUGAACAAGAAUGAAAAAAUCUUGCUUUCGAUUAGCAGCAGUCCAAAUUGGAUUCCAAGUGCAGCUGAAGAAUCUAGUGAUCAUUUCGGAUUAUACUCAUUCUCAAAUUCUUCACACAUUAAGUGUUGCUGA
This is a messenger RNA of Cercopithifilaria johnstoni, 3750 nucleotides long. Lineage: Eukaryota; Metazoa; Nematoda; Chromadorea; Rhabditida; Onchocercidae. The record is from the annotation of a GenBank genome assembly.